Danaus plexippus (monarch butterfly) is the source of this 5309-nucleotide messenger RNA. It is a transcript of the gene NfI, whose product is annotated as nuclear factor 1 B-type. Bases 171 to 1832 code for a protein of 553 amino acids. Gene Ontology annotation, biological process: regulation of transcription by RNA polymerase II. Gene Ontology annotation, cellular component: nucleus. The transcript is spliced from 14 exons. NCBI's taxonomy places the organism in Eukaryota, Metazoa, Arthropoda, Insecta, Lepidoptera, Nymphalidae. The record is from RefSeq and is a predicted model, not a curated record. Gene Ontology annotation, molecular function: DNA-binding transcription factor activity, RNA polymerase II-specific; RNA polymerase II cis-regulatory region sequence-specific DNA binding.
CACGCGUUAUGCGCGCCCUAUAGCGUAUUAUGUUCCUCCCCGAGCUCCCGCGAGCCUGCAUGGUGGACGACGUAGCGACGUACCUGCAAGCGCCCUCCUCGGGACAGGUGGCUACAAUAUAUUAACAACAAAGCCCAUAUGACGAGUUCCAUCCGUUCAUAGAGGCCCUGAUGCCUUUUGUAAAGUCCUUUUCGUACACGUGGUUCAAUUUGCAAGCGGCCAAAAGGAAAUAUUACAAAAAGCACGAGAAACGGAUGAGUCUAGAGGAGGAGCGACACACUAAAUAUGAACUACAGAACGAGAAAGCAGAAGUGAAACAUAAAUGGGCAUCGCGGUUAUUAGGCAAGUUGAGGAAAGAUAUCACACAGGACUGUAGGGAGGACUUCGUGUUGAGCAUCACAGGGAAAAGACCAGCCGUCUGCGUGCUCUCCAACCCUGACCAGAAGGGGAAGAUGAGGAGGAUAGACUGUCUGAGACAAGCUGAUAAGGUGUGGCGAUUAGAUUUAGUGAUGGUUAUAUUGUUCAAAGCGAUACCCCUAGAGAGUACGGAUGGUGAACGUUUAGAGAAACACCCCGAGUGCACCCAGCCGGGGCUGUGCGUGAACCCCUACCACAUCAACGUGUCAGUGAGAGAACUCGACCUGUACCUGGCGAAUUUCAUCAACAGCUAUGGUAAUGGAAGCGACGGUCUGCCAGAUAUACUUAGCGGAUCUCUCUCGCCUCACCCGAAUAGGGACAAAGAGAAUGAACACGAGGCUAAGAACAAAGGGUAUACCCAUAAUCCAUACAACGGUGUUAUUUGCAACGAUAUCAUUUUAGCGACCGGUGUCUUCUCUUCGAAGGAGCUUUGGAAGCUGUCUAAAGCGUCUAUCCUCCAGGAGACGGGAGCGGAGUCCCCGGGAGGCUCCGGCGGCGGUAUAAAAUUGGAGUCCACGUACUACGGCUACAACAGUCCAGCGCCGCCCGCCUUCGAGCCGCAGACCGACCGGGGCACGCCCUCCGCCAUGCUGGUCGGACAGUGCUUCAGUAUCCCUCACAGCUCGGCGGGCCUGAGCGGCCAGUCGCCUCUCGUUCCUUCCAACACCAUCUUCUACCAGCACGCCCCGGCCGCCGACACUCACUCCACUCCGUCGGAGUCUCUGAACCAGCACGGGAAAUACGAGGGCGGUCAGGACUCGCUCGGGGACUUCGUGACCUUCGUGUGUCAGGAGCCGCCCGCGGACGUGCAGCAGCUACAGGUGCACAGCCUGUCUCGUAGUCCCAAACCGCCGUACUUCAGCAGCUCGAUGCUGCCCCCGCCCCCGCUCCCGCCCAUGGCCAGGCCGGUCACCAUCAUCAGAUCCACGGCGAGCGAGGCGGGCGGGGGCGGCGGAUCCCCCUCGUCCCCGGAGCUGCGCUCGCCGCCCGCGUCUCCGCGCCGCCGCUCCCCUCACUACCGGGACUGCGCCCCCAUCAGCCACUUCAACCACUUCCACCAGCCGCAGCAGGUGUUCAGUUACGGUGCUGUGGGAGGGAGCUCUCCCCCGGGGGGACUCGGCCUGUACGCCCCGCGGGCCGCUCCUCGCGCUCCGCCACGUUAUGACCCCUACAGAUGGAACGCGCCCUUCCCCACGCUGGAGGACGAGUUCAACAUCAUGACGGCGCCCGCCGGACCCGACCACGUCGUGUUGCUGGAUGACGAGCGGUUCUUCCAAUCGAACGUGAUAUCGUCGGACGGGUCGGCCAUGGACACGUCGGGCGCGGGCGUGGGGUCGGUGGGGUCGGUGGGGCCGGGGGGGGAGGGCGGCGAGCUGGCCCCGGACAAGCCGCCGCCGGAGCUGCGGUCGCCGUGAUCCCCGCACGAGGCGUCCCUGCCCCGCUGGACGCCCGCGCCUCCCCCGCACUGGCGCCCCGUCACACAUCGGACUCCAUGACCGCCGUACUGCACAUUUCGUUUCUCGACAAUAAUUUUGGCCACACUGAGGUUCCGAUGUCUCGCCUCGCGGAGUGAAGCGGCCGGUGUGCGUGUUGAUGGUCGAGGUGGGGCUUCGAUCGGGACUUUGGAUGUUCGUUCGGUCGGGACCGCCGCGCCCGUCUGUGGCGGGGUGCGGCGGCCUCCCGCGGCCGGCCGCCGUGUGGGCGAUGAAAUGGAUCGCAGCCGUCGGAAAAAUGAUGUAAAAAAUAUGACGUUACCGUACUGUAAAACAUAUAUUCUAAUAUUUUUAUAGAAUAUGAUCGAGCCUUCCAGUAGUUUAGUGAGACGUUAUAAAUCUGCUUAAAGGAUCGUGAGCCGCCCCGCCGCCGCCCGGGCCGCCCGGGCCGGCCGCAGGGUCGGUGUGAUAUUUUGAAUUGUUUUUGUUUCGUUGUUGUGCGUUUGUUCGACCUAGUGUAAGCGAUUAGAUUAAAAGGUUUUUUGUUUAACUUAUUGAACGAAUAUUUAAGACAGACGGAGCCUUGCUUAUGAUUACUUAGACGUAUUUAGACGCUGGGUCCUCAUCUAUUGUUUCGGAACGAACUUUCCGUUCCCCCGGACGCGCCCGCCGCGGCUCGCGGGGGCGCCGGGCGGGAGUAGUGCGGUAUAUAUAAAAGUUGAAGUCAAUUACGAGAGUUCGCAUCGAAACCGAUAGCCGUAGAUCUGUCGAGGGAUAUUAUAAUGGGUGCCUUUACUAAAGAAAACGUAUAUUGAAUAGGAUAUUGUAGCGUUUUGUUUGAUCCAUCCAUUUAAAGUUAUAUGGUCUCAUCGUAGUGUCGGUCGCACCGGACACGCCGACAGCAGAUCAAUGUCGGCCUCUCGUUCAUCGCACGAUGUGUAACCCGCCUUACAUCACCCGAUGUCUGUUCUCAGCCUUCAUGAAGUCAUUCGUUCCUUUCUCUACCCUGUGUCGUUCGCUAUUCGAGUCUACCCUUCCCGCGGCCAUAAGUGAGAAGCUAGUCAUUAGUGUUACAAUGUAAAUUUAUUGUACUUAAAAAUAGAGAGUAUUUACAAAAAAAAACCUCCUUACGUUUACUAGUAAGGGAGAACUAAAUUCGUGGCCAAAUUACACUUAAUGAGAUCCAAGAUAUAUAUACACAAUUUUUAAUAGAUUUAGAUUUAAGCGGUGUACGUUGAUUUGUAGGCGACUUCUUUCUCGGUAUUUUUUCUUUACAAUCUAACGUUAUAUAUACGUAUAUAUUUUGUUUCCGAUGUUUUUCAACCGACGAACUCAGUUUUUGAACUCAGUUUCGUCGACCGUUAUCUUUGUUCGGAGAUAUUGUUUUUUAUGGAUACAAUACUUUGCCGUACGAUGAUUAGCGUAGCAUAGUGGAACUAGCAAUAAAUGACAAGCAAUAAAAUAUAUGAUAUAAUAUAUAAACGGCUUUAGUGAAGCUAGGUCGGUACUGAAUCCACUGGAAUAUUUGUAUUGCCAUAUAUUUUGUAGACACGUCGACGGGCCGAGUCCGUCUCGGAGGCGCAGCUCGCCAGUCGGACGGUCGGAGAGGCGGGGACUAUAGUCAAUUGCUAGCUGUAGAUGGAGGGUAGGACGUAGACAGUAGACGCGUAGACCGACAGACGCCGGCGUCGCCGACACGGAACGCCGGCGCGGCACCGACUGUGAUCCAAUCGUUCGUUCAGCAGGUGUCUCAUAUUGGAGUAGGUUGUGUAUGGCACGGAGCCGGUCGGUGGUAUAUUGUCACAUAGGGCGAUGCGUUUUGUUACGGACGUGCGAGGAGAUGUACAUUUGUUAUGGACGACCUAUAUAGAUUCAGUAGAAAUAGCUUCGCAAUAGAACCACGCGACAGGCGCCUCGCUCACGCCGAGGUGUCCAGCGGCCCAGGAGGCGCGCGUCGGCCCGCGCCGCGCGGUGUCAGCGACGAGGUCUGUCGUCACGUUUACUUUACGGGAGUUCGGUUAGCAUCCUUGUUGUGGUGUGGAGUAACGGAGCCUAAACAUUAUGUGCCUUAGAUACAACAAUAUUGUAUAUUUACGAUGCGUUCUAUACAACGUGCUAACUAGAAAUAAAAAUUUUAAUAUUAUUUUAAAAUGCCUCGUCCUCUUAAUGUCGUUGUUGUAUUGUUUACGCGAAGGCUUGUACGGAUGUCUUUACUGUUGUGUACUGAUCCUGUUUUCGUGGUGACUCCUUCGACCCACCUUCCCCGUUUCCUUUGUCCUCUUGACUCCGAUAGUUGUUUUGACCGACGGAACCCUCGUCAUCACAAGUUAAGUAAUGCUUCGACGCGUAGUUUCGCUAAUGAUAAUGUAUCCUAUAAUUUAGUACUUACCCUAUACCCUUACCUAUCUAUAUGCUUAUAUAAGAAUCGCGUUAUCGAUUAGCCUCGCUUUUUCUUUCCUUAUCUAUAUCUAUAUCUAUAUCUAUAUCUAUAGUUUCCGCGUCGCUUCUUUAUAUCUAUAAUCGUUUAUAUUUUCAUCCUAAAGUAAAAUCCGUCUUAAUAAGUUUUUCUUUUGUAUGGACUAACGUACGUAAUUAAUUGUAAAGUUGUAACUUAGAUCUAGUUAUGUUUUAGUUGAACGAAUUAAUUUAGCGAAUUUAAAUUAUAUUUUCUCGUCGAUGUCUUUUGUUUCUUUGUAAAUAUAUUAUUUAUAAUUUUCUAUAUCAGAGUUGCGAUGUUUCUGUUUAACUCGUCUCGGUAAUGUCACUCGCGUCUUGAUCUAACAUAACUCACCGACGCCGUGCUGUCGCCGAUGGAUUUUUUUUUUAUUUUUUCCCUUUUAUAUUACGAUGGUUUAAACUUUAACUUGUUUCAUUAUAAUUCUGUAUUGUGGUACUGCUUGGGUGAAUCGGACGAAUGUGACGUCAUUAUAAGUACAUUCGUGUCGAUUUACACACGCGACUAAACGAUAGACUUGUAAAAAUGUUAUUACAUGUAUUUUUAACCUAUACAUAGUAAGAUAUUUAUAGAAUUUUGGUCGUUUAAUUAUUUUGAACGACUUGUUAUAAAGAAAAUUGGUGCUUAAAGCUUAAACAAAAGGAACAGUCACGAGCUGUGUAUUGUCGGAGGAUGGAGCAUACAGCAUGCGUUGUUAUGCUCAUUUAUACGGAGUUAUUGGAAACCAUGGUUAAAACAAUCAAAUUGUUUAUACAAAUCAGUUUAAAAGAGUUUUAAUGUUAAACACUCACCGUUCGACAUGACAUGACUUCCCGCGCUGUCACUUGACGCACACUACGAUGGGUUCUUUAUACGUCGCGUUUCGUUUAUGCAUUGGGUGUUUUAUGAUGCGAUGGUUUUAAAUGAUUCCGUACUAAAUAAGCAAUUAUAAUAAUGUAGGUAAACUUUGCUCAAUAACGAUGAAAACUGAAAGUGUUACAGUUGAUGCAAUACAAAGAUACAUA